Manis javanica (Malayan pangolin) is the source of this 3662-nucleotide messenger RNA. It is a transcript of the gene TNFRSF13C, whose product is annotated as TNF receptor superfamily member 13C. The record is from RefSeq and is a predicted model, not a curated record. Gene Ontology annotation, cellular component: external side of plasma membrane. Gene Ontology annotation, molecular function: signaling receptor activity. Gene Ontology annotation, biological process: T cell costimulation; B cell costimulation; tumor necrosis factor-mediated signaling pathway. Lineage: Eukaryota; Metazoa; Chordata; Mammalia; Pholidota; Manidae.
GAGGCAAGCAGGCCAGGUCACAUGGCCCCCUUUGCGGGCUGCCUAACGGAUCUUGGAAUUGAGGGACCACAUCUGUUGAUCCGAGUCUGCUUAAGAUCUGGAAACUGGGCUGUCUGUGGACCGUCGCCUGUGCUCGCCCAUCCUGCCUGUGCUGUCCACUCUGGCCAGAGGUUUCUCCUGACGAUCAGACUGUGACACUCCCUGCUUAAGCCCUACGUGGCUCCGCAGUGCUUUUGGGCCAGAGUCCAAGCUCCUUACUCCUCUGUCAAGGCCCCAGCCCAGCCCUCUGGUCCCAGUACUCCCUGACCUUCCUAUUUGGGCCAAAGGCCUUUCUUCACACUGCCUCCAACCUCACCAGCAUGCUCUCUAGGCCUCCCUCCAUCUGGCAAACGCCCGCUCAUCACCGCCUCCACAAAGCCUUCCUGACCCUCUGCGGUGAUGACCUGCUACGAGGCGUUUCCCCAGUCCUGUCACCACCACCACCAGCGCCGCCAUCCCUCGGGGGCGGGUACAGCGCGGCGCUCAAGUGUUUGAUGACCUGAACCAGAACUGCCUGGGAAGGCAGAAUGGCUCCCAGAGGAGGGGAGCGCUGGCGGGGAUCACCUGGGCCUUUGGGCUGGCCUUGGGGACAGGACAGAGAAGGCCCCCAGACGUCUGUGCCCUGCCCCGGGGGGCCCAUCCUCUGCUGCCAAGAGCAGGCCUGGCCUGAGCCACAGCCCCGUCCCAGGGCCCAGCAGGGGCCUGCCGGGGAGGCGCCGGCGGGAUGGUUGAGUGGUUGAAUGGAGGAACCGCAGAUAGAAAGAGAAGGUCUGGGUGCUGUUCCUGGGGCUCCGGCGGAGAGUGGUCCCACCCAGCGGGCGGCGGGGCGGGGCGCCGUGGGCGGUGCCCCCCCCUCCCCCAGGUCUCCUCCUCCGGCGCGGAGGCCGGUCUCAGUCCCAGCUGGGUGUGCGGCCCUGGCAGCAUGGGGCGGGCGGCGAGGAGCCGGAGGGGCAGGGACGGGCCGGCCCCCACGCAGUGCGUCCAGGCAGAGUGCUUCGACCCGCUGGUCCGCAACUGCGUGGCCUGCCGGCUCCUCCGGACGCCCGAGCCCGGACCGGCCUCGCCUCCCUCCGGCUCCCCACCUCCCCGGCCGCCCGUCCCCUCCGCCCCCCGUCCUCCCUCCCCGUCCCCUCCGCCAGCAGCCGGGGCGAGCAGCCUGGUGCCCGGGACGGCGCUGCAGCCGCAGGAGUCGGUGGGCGCGGGCGCCGCGGCCGAGGCGGAGGCUGCGCUGCCGCUGCCCGCGCUGCUCUUCGGCGCCCCCGCGCUGCUGGGCCUGGCGCUGGCCCUGGUCCUGGUGUGCCUGCUGAGCUGGCGCUGGCGAAGGCGGCGGCUCCGCGGGGCGGCCGCCCCUGAGGCGGCGGUCAGAGGCCAGGACGAGCCCCUGGACAAUGUCGUCCUUCUCUCUUCUGGAUCGUUUGAUGCCACAGCUCCCAUCUGGCCUCCACCCAGAGAAGACCCAGCCAUCACCCCACCUGCCCACAGCGUCCCUGUGCCAGCUACAGAGCUGGGCUCCACUGAGCUGGUAACCACCAAGACGGCUGGCCCUGAGCAACAGUAGCAACGGAGGGGAGACAGAGGCAGACCCUGCCCUCCCUGUGGGCCUUCAGCCAGGGGCUUGGAGGUUGAAUUCAGCUCUUCACCGGGUACCCACCUGCCCCUUUCUUGGGAGCCCGGCUGCUCCCCAGCUAAUAACCCUGCAGAACAACAGACUGCAGACCAAAGGGUUCAGACAGUAUGGUGUCAUUGGCAUGUUUGCAUUUGGCUUAAAACUAUACCAUCUUUGGCAGCCGUUGAAGACUGUGGCAGAGUUGCUGUGAGUUUGAGUGGUUGGGGCACUCUGAGUAGGAGGUUCUUCUUUAAGCAUGGGGAAGCCACCAGAGCCAGAAUGAAUCUAGUAGAGGGAUCAAGUGGGAGGAUGCUUGGUUUGUGGCUGGGUGUUGUAUUUCUUUUAAUACUUGCUCUCAGAGCUGUCCUGCUUUUAAACUGAUGCAAAUGACAGCAAUGAAUAACCAAUUAACUGGUUUGCUUCAGGAUUUAGUACAAGAUAAUUUUAAGAAAUAGUCUGGAUUGUGCAGAUAUCUGCACCCUAGGGUGAACCCUGAGCCUGGCCCAAUCCAAUGCCAUAGUCACCCUGGUGGCAGCUUCCAGAGCCCAGGCUUGCACUUGGGAGGAAGUCUGCAGCCUCUGGGGCUGGACUGCAAACUCACGCUGAAGGCACACUGAUGGGCAUCUUCCUCAGAGACCACCUGGGGCCUCAGCUGCUCCAAGGCACAAUUAGACACACACAGGGCAGGGCCCAGGACCUGCAGGAGGCUCCUUCAUUCAGAGGCCAGGACAGGCCUGUAACUUUGAAUCUGGACCUGUCCGUUGAGCUCCCUUCUCUCUGCGGCCUGCCCUCUCCAAGCACUGAGCCACAAUUGCUGGGGUCACUUGAACAUUCUGUGCCAGCCCCUGGGCUCACCCACUAUUCCAGGGGAACUGCUCCUCUGACAGCAAGGGCCCUUGCUCUGGGGUCUGGGGCUGAGCCCCCAUCUCUUCCAGUACUGUGCACUCAGUCAGCUGCUGUCUCUUCUGCCAGCCCUCCUACAAUGGUCAGAACCUCCUGACCUGGACUCUGCCCUGAACAGCAUCCUUGGACUUUGUCAUAGCUUGGCACUCUUGGCCAGAACACUGGACUGGGAGUCAGAAGAUGGGGUUCUGGGUAUCAUUUUGUCUCACUGUAGACCUUGGCCAUGUUCCAUGCAUCAGAUGCUUUCUACCCAGCAGCAGACACCUGCCCUUCCUGCCUACCCCUUUCCCAGCUCAGAAAGCAGUCAUCAGCCAAUAGAAUUUGGAGCUCCCAGCACAUAGAUACUCACUUCUAAGCCUCUUCCUAGCCACUCCCUCCCUGAACCCAUCUCAGAGCCCCUCCCCCUAGGCAGCCAAGUGGCUUGGAUGAGGUCAGGUGGCAGGCAGUAGGCAGAGGGUUAGGAGCAAACCCAGAAUGGGCACCGCCAGCUACUCCCCUCCACGUCAGGCUUGGGGGAGUCUGAGCUUUUCCCAGCCACCCCUCUCUCCCAACCACCUUUGCCUACCACAGUCAGGGGCUGGGACCUAGAGAUAAAACAAGUGGGCAAAACUUCUCUGGGCCCAGACAUGCAAACCUCUGGCAGUGCUGUGUACCCGCUAAGCCCCUGACUGAUGUGCAAUUUUCCUCUGGCCUUAGUUUCCUUUUCUGAAAAAUGAAGGUUGUAUGCAGAGUCCUCUUGGCCUGCGAUCCUCAGAAAAGAAAGACAGCAAGGAAACAGAGAAUCCUGCCCCUGCCCCAUUUUACAGAUGAGGAAACUGAGGCCUAGAGAGGAAGAAGACAUGGCAUCAUUGCCACCCAGCAAAUAAUAGAAGGAAAGUUCCUUUUAUUUACAGAGUUGGGGGAGAGGCAGGCAAGGAGGGGCCAGUCUCCCCCAACCCCUGGAAAAGGACCUCACCUCCUAGGGGCCCCCACUCUCUGGCCCUCUGUCCUGUACAUUCUCUAAGGAUCCUUCACGAGGUUACUGCCUUUGAUCUUUAUGACAGCAGCUGGACGAGGGGCAUGGGUGUUUGUAUUUGCUUUUAUAAAAGAUUUUUUAUUAAAAAAAAUCAUGAUA